Schizophyllum commune H4-8 is the source of this 799-nucleotide messenger RNA. RefSeq lists its product as uncharacterized. The transcript is spliced from 5 exons. Bases 35 to 721 code for a protein of 228 amino acids. Gene Ontology annotation, biological process: maturation of SSU-rRNA from tricistronic rRNA transcript (SSU-rRNA, 5.8S rRNA, LSU-rRNA). Gene Ontology annotation, cellular component: nucleolus; 90S preribosome; preribosome, small subunit precursor. Lineage: Eukaryota; Fungi; Basidiomycota; Agaricomycetes; Agaricales; Schizophyllaceae. The record is from RefSeq and is a predicted model, not a curated record.
CUUCCGGCGAGGAUCGUCACAUCCAUAGAUCACCAUGCCCAAAGCCUCGAGAAGAAGAACCGCCGCGCACGACCCUUCUGCCAAAUUCUCCCUUGCCCAGCGUCCUUUCGCGGUCCAGGACAACGCGGUCGAACAUGUCGAGAUUGGCGCGACACCUGAUGCAUCGGCCGAAGAGAUCCUCGCAUCUAUGAACGAGCCCGCACCCACAAACCUCGUUAAGAAGAAGGAGAAACUGCAGGCGAAGAAGGAAGCUUUCCUGCAGCGCCUCUCCUCCUCCCACUCGCCCUACUCCAAAUCCCACGAGCGCCGCCUCAAGCGCAAAGCCCGCGAGCAGCUCGCCAGUGGCAUGGGCGAGAUCCAGGCAGUGGUUGACGCGCUGGAGGGUGAGCAGUCGGAGGUGCAAACAAUAGGGGAAGCAGGCGCGGACGAGCAACAAUCACGACCGAAAAGUGGCAAGAACGGGGACCAAGACUCGACAGCGAUGAACACCACAACAUCAGACGAGCCGAAGAAGAAGCGGAAGGCGAAGGCGGGGAUCAUCGGGGAGGGGCGCAAGGAGCCGCUGAGUAAGGCGCAGAGGAAAAGGGCAUUACAAGCGGAAAAAAUGCGCCACCCCCUUAUCCUCUCGAACCCCAGCUUCGCCGCGAACCCGUUUAAAACGAUCCGCACGCAUGCAGAGAAUACGCUCGAGAAGCACCAGGCGCCGGCGGCGGGUUCAUGAGCAACAUCUCGUCGAUAUUGUCUGCUCUUGUAUUCUAUCUCGUAUUCUCUGUGCUCUAUCUGUGGAUUAGAUCUAAAC